AUGCUGCAGCGCGAUUACGGCGUACAGCUGGCGCAGUGUCGCUUCCUCGUAGCUGACAACUGCGCCGUAAACCGGCGGCUGGCAACUCUUAUGAGUGUGCCGCUUGUUGGUUGCGCAAGCCACCGCCUGAACCUUGCUGUUCAGGCGGACAUGGCGUCGCAUGAGGAGGACCUGGCUGCUGUGCAGGCGCUCAUGGUAAAAUUGCGUACUCUCACCCAAUCUGCCAAACUACGGUUGAAAACGCCACUUCGGCCUGUCAUUCGCCAGGACACGCGCUGGAGCUCUACGUUCGAGAUGGUACGGCGCUACCUCCAGCUCCUCGAGUUUCUUGACGCCGAAGACGACGGCCUCAUGGACCUGCUGCCGCCGCCGGCGAUGAACAAGCGACUGCGGGCAUUGUACCAGGAGCUGUGCGACAUCGAGUCGGUCUCGAAGGCCCUUCGAAGCCGACGUCGACCUGCUGGACGUUCGCGAGUGGUUCGACGAGCUGAUCGCUGUCAAGCCACAAUAUGGGCGCUACAUGGUAAGUUUAUAACUGUUGAAUUUGUGUUCAAUAUUUUCACUAACAAUUGUAUAAUGGUUUUUAUUUUGCAGGGCCUCGGGCCAACAUUGUGCACAACCCAGAUUUGA
Molecule: messenger RNA, 630 nt
Organism: Phytophthora sojae
Lineage: Eukaryota; Oomycota; Peronosporomycetes; Peronosporales; Peronosporaceae
Exons: 2
Coding region: 1-630 (209 amino acids)
Source: RefSeq, a predicted model, not a curated record